Messenger RNA from Saccharomyces mikatae IFO 1815, 1656 nucleotides. It is a transcript of the gene SHS1, whose product is annotated as septin SHS1. NCBI's taxonomy places the organism in Eukaryota, Fungi, Ascomycota, Saccharomycetes, Saccharomycetales, Saccharomycetaceae. Bases 1 to 1656 code for a protein of 551 amino acids. Gene Ontology annotation, molecular function: GTP binding; GTPase activity; molecular adaptor activity. Gene Ontology annotation, cellular component: cytosol; septin complex; microtubule cytoskeleton. The record is from RefSeq and is a predicted model, not a curated record. Gene Ontology annotation, biological process: cellular bud neck septin ring organization; actomyosin contractile ring assembly; cytoskeleton-dependent cytokinesis. The transcript has a single exon.
AUGAGUACUGCUUCAACUCCUCCAAUUAACUUAUUCCGUAGAAAAAAGGAACAUAAACGUGGGAUCACAUAUACAAUGUUGUUAUGUGGGCCAGCAGGUACAGGAAAGACUACCUUUGCUAACAAUUUGUUGGAGACUAAGAUUUUCCCGCACAAGUAUCAAUAUGGGGAGGCGGAUGCCAGUACUAAUUCUAAUCCAGAAGUGAAAAUUAUUGCUCCUACCAAAGUUGUUUCAUUCAACUCAAAGAACGGGAUUCCGUCUCACGUAUCUGAAUUCGACCCCAUGAGAUCCAAUUUGGAACCUGGUAUCACUAUCACCUCCACUUCAUUGGAACUUGGGGGCAAAAAAGAGCAAGGAUCACCAGAAAUGAACGAAGAUGAUACUGUUUUCUUCAACUUGAUCAUGACACAUGGCAUAGGUGAGAACUUAGAUGAUUCACUAUGUUUUGAAGAGGUUAUGUCGUAUUUGGAACAACAAUUUGAUAUUGUUCUAGCCGAAGAAACAAGAAUUAAAAGAAAUCCAAGAUUUGAGGACACCAGGGUUCACGUCGCAUUGUAUUUCAUUGAACCGACAGGGCAUGGUUUGAGAGAAGUUGAUGUAGAGCUCAUGAAAAGCAUCUCCAAAUACACUAAUGUGCUGCCAAUAAUAACAAGAGCUGAUUCAUUUACCAAGGAGGAAUUAAUCCAAUUCAGGAAGAACAUCAUGUUUGAUGUGGAAAGAUAUAAUGUUCCAAUUUACAAAUUUGAGGUUGAUCCAGAGGAUGAUGAUCUAGAAUCAAUGGAAGAAAACCAGGCAUUGGCAUCCUUGCAACCAUUUGCCAUUAUAACUUCUGAGACCAGAAACAGCGAGGGAAGAUAUGUUAGAGAGUAUCCAUGGGGGGUGAUAUCUAUCGACGAUGAAAAAAUCUCAGACUUGAAAGUUUUGAAAAACGUCUUGUUCGGCUCUCAUUUACAAGAAUUCAAAGAUACGACCCAAAAUUUACUUUACGAGAACUACCGUUCCGAAAAACUGUCAUCAGUGGCUAAUACUGAAGAAAUCGGUCCUAGUUCUACGAAGAGACAAUCAAAUGCUCCAAGUCUAAGCAACUUUGCAUCUUUGAUAAGUACCGGGCAAUUCAAUUCUUCUCAAACUCUUGCAAACAAUUUGAAAGCGGAUACACCAAGAAACCAAAUAAGUGAAAACGUUAAAGAAAAUGAGUAUGAAGACAACCGCGAACAUGAUCCCGCAGAAGAUGAACAAGAAAUGUCGCCUGUGAGACAGCUGGGUAGAGAAAUCAAACAAGAAAAUGAAAGUUUAAUAAGAUUAAUCAAGUCAGAAUCGUCACCAAAAUUUUUAAAUUCUCCGGACUUACCAGAACGUACCAAAUUAAGAAACAUUUCAGAAACCGUUCCAUAUGUCUUAAGGCAUGAAAGAAUUUUAGCAAGACAACAGAAAUUGGAGGAGUUAGAGGCACAAUCAGCCAAGGAACUACAAAAGAGAAUUCAAGAACUAGAGAGGAAAGCGCAUGAGUUGAAAUUGAGAGAAAAACUAAUCAACCAGAAUAGAUUAAAUGGUUCAUCGUCCUCAAUCAAUUCUCUACAACAAAGCACAAAAAGCCAAAUUAAAAAGAAUGAUACAUUUACUGAUUUAGCAUCUAUUGUAUCUGGUAGAGAUUGA